This is a messenger RNA of Mandrillus leucophaeus (drill), 588 nucleotides long. It is a transcript of the gene CLEC2D, whose product is annotated as C-type lectin domain family 2, member D. Gene Ontology annotation, cellular component: external side of plasma membrane. The record is from RefSeq and is a predicted model, not a curated record. NCBI's taxonomy places the organism in Eukaryota, Metazoa, Chordata, Mammalia, Primates, Cercopithecidae. The transcript has 6 exons.
GGCAAAAUGCAUGACAGUAAGAAUGUGGAGAAAGACAUUGCACCAUCCGAACUGCCUGCAAACCCAGGUUAUCGGCAUUCAAAAGAGCAUUCUAGUAAAGCUACCUUAAUUUGGCCCUUAUUUUUCUUAAUCAUGUUUCUGACAAUCAUAGCGUGUGGAGUGGUUGUUUUCAGCGCAAUAAGAGCUAACUGCCAUCAAAAGUCAUCAGUAUGUCUUCAAGCUGCAUGCCCAGAAAGCUGGAUUGGUUUUCAAAGAAAGUGUUUCUAUUUUUCUGAUGACACCAAGAACUGGACAUCAAGUCAGAGGUUUUGUGACUCACAAGAUGCUAAUCUUGCUCAGGUUGAAAGCUUCCAGGAACUGAAUUUCCUGUUGAGAUAUAAAGGCCCCUCGGAUCACUGGAUUGGGCUGAGCAGAGAGCAAGGCCAGCCAUGGAAAUGGAUAAAUGGUACUGAAUGGACAAGACAAUUAGUCAUAAAAGAAGAUGGUGCCAACUUGUAUGUUGCAAAGGUUUCACAAGUUCCUUGAAUGAAUCCAACACUUGUCAUGGUUUCCUAUCCUGGGAGCAGGAGAGUGUGCCUAUUUGAAUGA